Spirodela intermedia is the source of this 1011-nucleotide messenger RNA. NCBI's taxonomy places the organism in Eukaryota, Viridiplantae, Streptophyta, Magnoliopsida, Alismatales, Araceae. The record is from the annotation of a GenBank genome assembly.
AUGAGCUUCUCAGAGGAGCAGCUCGUCCAGAUGGUCCAGGACUUCAUGGAAUCGGGCUCCCCGGAGACGACGCCGGGUUGCAACUCCUGCACCCCGGCGUUCUCUCUCCACCAGCACACCUUCCUCGCGCUAGAGGUGAGCUUUCUCUUCGCUCUCCUUCCAUGUGGCCGGAACCGAGAGGGUCGCUGAUGAGCUUUACGUUCUGGAGUUUUAGGGUUUGCUGGCCUGCGCCACGGACGUCGAAAUGGAAUUGUUCGAGAAGGCGGCGAGGUAUGUUCUGGACAUGGGCAGUGAGGGUAGGAGCAGCGUGAGGAAGAGGUUGACGAUGAGGCUGCGGAUGGACGGCUACAACGCCUCCCUGUGCCGAUCUUCUUGGGUUUCCACUUUGGAGUGCCCUGGGGGUGCAGCCUCAUUCUUUCCCCCUUUGUUCCUAGCUCUGUCCGCCUUCCCCCGGCCCGCCAUCGCUCCUCUCAUCCGGUCUUCACUUGCUGGCCAGGGGACUACGAGUACGUUGACGUUCUGGUGGAGGCAAAGAAGGGAGGCGGAGCCCCCAGGAGGAUCAUCGUGGAUGUAGACUUCAGGUCCCAGUUUGAGUUGGCGAGGCCCACUGCGACGUAUGCGCGGCUGUCGGGUACCCUUCCUCCCAUCUUCGUUGGGGCGGAGGAGAAGCUACGGAGGAUAAUCCCUCUGCUCUGUGCGGCGGCGCAGGAGUCCCUGCGGGAGAGGGGCCUCCACGUCCCCCCAUGGCGGCGCACCGCCUACGUGCAGUCCAAGUGGCUGUCCCACUGCCGCAAGAUCUCCUCCAUCCCGCUGCACAGUUCAACGCAGGUGGACCAGAAGCGACCCGACGGUUACAGCUCGUUCGAAGGGAGCGAACACGGCGGUGCUCCUCGGAGGCCUCGAGGGUCUGCCCUCUCCCUGCAGUUCUCUGACCUGAGCGGCUGCUGUUCAACUCCGGAGUCAUGGAGGAACAGCGUCGCCUAUCUAGAUGACGAUGGCAUCACCUUCUGA